This is a messenger RNA of Coccidioides immitis RS, 582 nucleotides long. RefSeq lists its product as uncharacterized. The record is from RefSeq and is a predicted model, not a curated record. The coding region runs from base 1 to 582 and encodes 193 amino acids. Lineage: Eukaryota; Fungi; Ascomycota; Eurotiomycetes; Onygenales; Onygenaceae. The transcript has a single exon.
AUGUUUUUCCAUAGCACUACUCUGUAUGGGAUUGUCAUGUUGAACAUGCAUACUGUUCCUAUGUCAAUUUCCUCUCAAAGUCUUCUCUGGGCUCCUUUGGCGCUGAUCAAGCCAGACAUCCAAGCGCGAUGCUCCACCAAGCCCCAAGAGAGCAAGCUUUCGACCCACCGCAGGCAUUUUAACGCAGCUUGUUCCGUGCUAGCAGCACUCCCGAGUCCGUUGCGGAGAAAUACCCUCCUCUUCCCGGCCCAACAACCUCCUCGUGUGUUCGGCCGAGGCUUUCUUUUACCGAAAUGUCCAAUGACCGAGUUUCCCAGCUCCAACCAAAGCUUUCUUACAACGGGAGCUUGGGAAGCACCUGAAUUCGCGGAUUAUCGUUACUUGCCUUUGAGAAAACCGACUGUUGAUAUUUAUACAUAUUUUCCACCAUCUGGAUUGGCAGAAUCAGACAUCUGCAUGGUCGUCUUCAUUCCCUGGAAGGAUCUUCUUCUGCAUGUCAUGUGCCACUCAUCCGUGCUCCAUUCAAUAAAUGGCUCAGGGACGGAGGACCCAGCCGCUUCUAUCGAUAUCGGCUCUCCCUAG